Echinostoma caproni is the source of this 393-nucleotide messenger RNA. NCBI's taxonomy places the organism in Eukaryota, Metazoa, Platyhelminthes, Trematoda, Plagiorchiida, Echinostomatidae. The record is from the annotation of a GenBank genome assembly.
GUUGAAAAUGUGCUGAUUGAUGAACGACAGAAUUUCGUCCUGUGUGAUUUUGGCAGUGCCACUUCGCGUGUUCUACUCCCAUCUGCACACGGUUUGGUCCGAUGCAAGGAAGAAAUCGAGCGGUACACCACUUUGGCCUAUCGAGCGCCGGAACUUAUCGACCUGUACAGUAAUGUGCCGUUGGGUCCUCAAAUCGAUAUCUGGGCUAUGGGUUGCCUACUCUAUUGCCUAUGUUUCGCCACAUUGCCGUUCGGGGACAGUGCAUUGGCCAUCCAAUCUGGGAAUUACUCUCUACCUGAUUCAUCACCUUAUUCGGAACGGUUGCACAAAUUGAUCGGUAAGCCCACAGUAAUCACACACCCUCCCGCUUCCUUGGCUAGAAGUUCGCACUGA